This is a messenger RNA of Anthostomella pinea, 876 nucleotides long. NCBI's taxonomy places the organism in Eukaryota, Fungi, Ascomycota, Sordariomycetes, Xylariales, Xylariaceae. The record is from the annotation of a GenBank genome assembly.
AUGGCUACUUACAGCAUCAAAUCAGCCUUCAAGCUCAACAGCGGAUAUGAGAUCCCACUUUUGGGCUUCGGUGUAUACCAAACCCCUCUGCCUGAGACCGAGAAAGCCUGUCUAGAGGCUUUGGCGGCUGGCUACCGUCACAUCGACUCUGCCGCCGGCUACCGCAACGAGUCCGGCUGCGGCGAUGCCAUUCGAACCAGCAAGCUGCCUCGUCCCGAUGUCUUCUUCACUUCCAAGAUCCCAACCGGGAAGUUGGGCUACGAGACCACCAAGGCUCAAGUAGAUCAAAGUCUCAAGACGGCCGGUCUCGACUACAUUGACCUUAUGCUUAUCCACGCACCAUACGGAGGUUCGGCCAGCCGCAAGGGUGCCUGGAAAGCACUCGUCGAAGCUGUCGAGGAGGGCAAGAUUAACUCCAUCGGCGUCAGCAACUACGGUGUCCACCACCUGGACGAGCUCGAGAAGCACAUAUCGGAGCUCGAGACCGAGAGAGGUGGCAAGGGCAAAGGCGGAGUCAUCUCGGUCGGUCAGUACGAGAUCCAUCCUUGGUGCCCCCGUAACGACAUCAUCGACUGGUGUGCGAAACGCAAUAUCGCCGUCGAAGCCUAUUCGCCCGUCGUCCAGGGCACGCGAUGGGGCGACAAGACUCUCGCCAAACUCGCCGAGAAACAAGGCAAGUCCGAAGCUCAGAUCUUGCUUCGAUGGAGUUUGCAGAAAGGUUGCGUCCCGCUUCCCAAGAGCGUCACCCCUUCGAGGAUCAAGGCGAACGCCGAGCUGUUUGACUUUGAGUUGACCGGCGAGGAGAUGGGUGAACUGGAGACGGACCAGUACGCACCGGUAUGCUGGGAUCCUCUGAAGUCCGGUCUGGACGACUGA